Molecule: messenger RNA, 1353 nt
Organism: Octodon degus (degu)
Lineage: Eukaryota; Metazoa; Chordata; Mammalia; Rodentia; Octodontidae
Gene: Ccr6
Product: C-C motif chemokine receptor 6
Exons: 2
Coding region: 57-1190 (377 amino acids)
Biological process (GO): thymocyte migration; G protein-coupled receptor signaling pathway; positive regulation of dendritic cell chemotaxis
Cellular component (GO): membrane
Molecular function (GO): C-C chemokine receptor activity
Source: RefSeq, a predicted model, not a curated record
CCAGCGACUCCCUUUCUCUGCCAAGCCUGCAUCUUCAGCUCAGAGCAAGGAUCACCAUGGGUGCUGAGCUACCAAUGAAUUCCAGCAAUAGCGAGUAUUCCAUGGAUUACACUGAGUCAGUGAGUGGCAUGUACUAUACACCUGAGGAGAGUGACUUACUGUGCUUCCAGGAGGAGGUCAGGCAGUUCUCCAGGAAGUUUGUGCCGAUCGCAUACUCUCUGAUCUGUGUCUUUGGCCUCCUGGGUAAUAUUCUUGUGGUGAUCACUUUUGCCUUUUAUAAAAAGGCCAGGUCUAUGACGGACGUUUACCUCUUGAAUAUGGCCAUUGCAGAUAUACUUUUUGUCCUCACCCUGCCAUUCUGGGCAGUGACUCAUGCCACCAGAGAGUGGACUUUCAGCAAUGCUUUGUGCAAGCUGAUGAAAGGCAUCUAUGCUGUCAACUUCAACUGUGGUAUGCUGCUCUUGGCCUGUAUCAGCGUGGACCGGUACAUUGCCAUUGUACAGGCAACCAAAUCUUUCUGGUUUCGAUCCAGGACUCUGGCACACAGCAGAAUAAUCUGCCUUGUGGUGUGGGUGUUGUCGCUGGUCAUCUCCAGCCCAACAUUUGUCUUCAACCAGAAAUAUAAUAUGCAAGACAGCAAUGUCUAUGUCUGUGAGCCCAAGUAUGGCCAAGAAUCAGACCCUAUCAUGUGGAAGCUGCUGGUGCUGGUGCUGCAGCUGCUGUUCGGAUUCUUUGUCCCGCUGGUGUUAAUGGUGUUCUGCUACAUGUUCAUUGUCAAGACCUUAGUGCAGGCUCAGAAUUCUAAAAGGCACAGAGCCAUCCGUGUGGUGAUCGCGGUGGUCCUUGUCUUCUUGGCUUGCCAGAUUCCUCAUAACACAAUGCUUCUGAUGACUGCUGCAAACCUGGGCAGAGUGAACCGAUCUUGUGCCAAUGAAAAGCUCAUGGGAUACAUCAAAAAUGUCACGGAAGUCCUGGCCUUCCUCCACUGCUGCCUGAACCCUGUGCUCUACGCAUUUAUUGGUCAGAGGUUCAGGAACUACUUCCUGAAGAUAAUGAAGGACAUGUGGUGUGUGAGAAGAAAGCACAAGGUGCUGAGCCUCCCGUGUGCCAGGGUGAACUCAGAAGCCUUUGUUUCCAGGCAGACCACUGAGAUCAUAGGCAAUGACAAUGCAUCAUCUUUCACUAUGUGAUGAAGACGAGCAGGCUAAAUGUCCUGAGAGGCUUUGUGAAACUUAUUAAUUGAAGAGUAAGAUCCACACAUAUGCACACGGACACAUAGACCUCCAUGGCCAAAUAUGCAAAUGUGGAAAUUGGACCAAAUGAGGAAGCGUCUCUCUCUCUCAGAUCAGGGAC